CCCCGGGUUGACGUGUGAGCCUUGAGGAUAAUCUGUUCAUCUAAAGGAAAAAAAGAAAGGCUGUGCUUCCCUAUGGUUCGUGGCGUGGCUAGUUCGCUUGCUGUGAGGUUCCUCAAAGAAAGUGCUACUGAAGACCUGGAGGGAACAGCACCUGAGAACCAACUGGCAGCGAGAUGGACAGGCCCUUUUGACGUACUGCUAACCACACACUCAUCCGUCAGACUCGCUGGAGUGAAACCGUGGGUGCACCACUCUGGAAUAGAAGUGGCUCCAAUCCCACAGGAGAGUACACCUCUUGACAGACAAGUUGACUGGCCUCUUGACUGGCAGCCUGGGAAGACAAUGCUUCGAUCCGCAUCACCCAGGCUAUGGCAUCCACGACCAGUGUCACAGACUGCUGGAUCUGCCAUCCCAAGCCCUCUUCCAAUCUUGGACAUGGGACCAUUUGGUGCAGCCUCUAAGGUGGUUUUAGAUAACAGAACAGCUCUGGAUUACCUCGUGCUGAACAAGGCGGUGUAUGCGUGGCGGCUGUCACCACCUGCUGCACCUGCGUCAAUACUUCUCAUGUGGAAGCCAGCAUUCAUCAAAUACGGGAACGAGCCCCUGGAUACAUGCCACUGUAGACCAUUAAAUCCCUUUUCUCUUGGAUCCAGUUUUCCUCAGGAAUGUAACGACCUCUGGGAAGAAAAUGCUAUGCUGGUAUCCAUCACUGGUGACAGGAGAAAGAGAUGAUAUGGUGUCUCAAGGUCUGCCGCAGCAGAUGGUCGACAUUCCAAGACCCCUCCCUCCCUUUUAGCCCGUUUGCCUUAUAUAACAGCCUGAAGAUUUUGUAGUUUUGAGAUGGUUCUUUUGGACAUUAGUCCCCCAUCAUCUACCUUGCUGGCAAGCUGUA
Messenger RNA from Equus quagga, 892 nucleotides. RefSeq lists its product as uncharacterized. The transcript is spliced from 5 exons. The coding region runs from base 73 to 732 and encodes 219 amino acids. The record is from RefSeq and is a predicted model, not a curated record. Lineage: Eukaryota; Metazoa; Chordata; Mammalia; Perissodactyla; Equidae.